Messenger RNA from Pseudovirgaria hyperparasitica, 597 nucleotides. RefSeq lists its product as uncharacterized. NCBI's taxonomy places the organism in Eukaryota, Fungi, Ascomycota, Dothideomycetes, Acrospermales, Acrospermaceae. The transcript has 2 exons. The coding region runs from base 1 to 597 and encodes 198 amino acids. The record is from RefSeq and is a predicted model, not a curated record.
AUGACAGUCACUCAAAUCAUUCAGUUCCCAGCACACGAUGCAGCCGCCACGCUCCAAGCUAUCAACAAAGCUGCACCUGAGGAUGUCAUUCAAGGCACUCUGAUCCAAGAUAAAAGCACCGCGCAAGCGAUUGUCGAAUGGCAAGGCACAAGCGAUGAGAUCGCACCCGAUGUCCCAUCCUCAAGCAGCUUCCGCAUCGACCUCGCCCGCCCAGCCCUCGGCCCUAAAGGCCCUGCUACAGCUCCAGUAGUCGAAUAUGUUCAUACCUUCUUCCCAGUCUCAAAGGUCACGCCAGAGUUCAAGAAGAAAAUCGAAGACGACUUUGUAAGGUUCAAUGAACUGUUCCUCAUGAUCGGCUUGGUAGGCGAGAUGGGAUGCACCAUGGGCUGGUCGGUCGACGAGGUGAACUAUGCAGGGAUUGAGGGUGAGAAAGCAGUAGGGUUCGUCGUUAUUAGGGGUUGGGAUACGAUGGCGAAUUUUGAGAAGGUUAUGAGCUUGGACAAAACUCGGGAAGUGUUGUCGAUUCUGUUUGGAUGGGGAGCACCGUAUAAGAUGUGGCACGUUGCGAGAGAGGAUGGUGCUAGAGGCUCACUUUGA